AGCGCAGGCCCAUCAAACCCAGCCCCCACCAUUUGUUGGUUCACAAAACUGGACUGUCAACUGGCAGAGUGGGUGAAUGAUAUGAUGCUUUGAAUUGUGUGCUGUUUCCCCCGCUUCGGCAGUGAUCGUCUGCUGACCAAGAAGUUAGGUUUGGGGCUUUUUGCGAGCACAGCAGUCACUAAUGGACUUGCCGUUCAGUGUCAGUCAACUGGUGAGAUGGUAACAUUACGGAGGCGAGUAACAAGUACAAUCGUCCUCUAGCUCUCGGUUCACAUCAUCAAGAGCACACAGCACAGACCGCGACCGCCCCGUCCCUAAUAUUUAGUAUUUACUGAUCCGCAACGCUGCUGUCAUUAUUUCUGAAGCGGUGGCUAAUUUGACUGCGCGCGGGUUCUCUGGCGGAGCUCGAGGCCCGUUGAUAGAUUGGACUCGAAUAGGUAAGAAUUCACGGCAGACACCUGCUUCAAUCACCAACGUAGGAGAAAGCUGCCUCAGUACUGCGCUAGGCACAACAUCCAAUCGGUACUGCUUGUACAUCGCACGACAUCAUCAGCAGCAGCCAGGGUAUCACUCAGUGGAACACGAGUGAAGACGAAGGACAAGAGAGUAGGUGCUCAGACAUACUGCUGGGCAUAACCGUUAAACAUCUUGAAGAGACAUUCUCUUCUCUUCAUCUUGUCCCUUGCCUCCCACGGCUCUACACUGUCCGGACAGCAUAAAGCCGCCGAUCACCAACAUCAUGCCUCGCUCAUUUCUGGUCAAGAAAACAAGACACACGUCAGCCGUGUUUCCGCGGGAUAUUUCCAUCGAGGCCACGACGCCUAUCUCACCAGGAUGCACCCUCAAUGGAAUCAGCGUGAGACUCAAUAAUGGUUACAUACAUGACAUCAUUCCUUCCCCGACUGCCUCUCCUCCGGAGACACCAACACGAACAACCGUCCUGGAUGUCGAGACUUCGUCUGUCUGCGAAUCGGCGUCCGUUUGCGAAUCAUCAUCCCUUUGCGACUCGCCUAUGUCGGUGGAUAUGAUGGAGCAAGUUCAUGGUGAUCCACUCCACCAUAACCAACACCAGCAGCAAAGCCGAUUCCUGAGUCCACCCACCAGUCCUAAUCAGGUAUUUCUCUCGUACGACGCGUUUCUCAUAACAGAUGGCCGGUCGAGACGGCGUAACGGCAGCGGCACACCAGCGCUUGGCACCAUCGACCCUAACCGCCCCAAGUAUCGUUGCAACGAGUGUGGUAAGGAGUACGCCACGUCUAGCAAUCUGUCUCGACACAAACAGACUCAUCGCAGUUUGGAGAGUCAAUUUGCCAAGAAGUGUGACAUCUGCAACAAGGUGUACGUCAGUAUGCCAGCCUUGGCUAUGCAUGUGCUCACACACAAUCUCAAACAUAAGUGCACAAUGUGCAAUAAAUCAUUCAGUCGGCCCUGGUUACUACAGGGGCACAUGCGGUCUCACACCGGUGAGAAACCCUUCGGAUGCGCGCAUUGCGGCAAAGCGUUUGCUGACAGAUCAAACCUCAGGGCCCACAUGCAGACACACUCGGCGUUCAAGAACUAUAGAUGCAAGAGAUGCGAUAAGACUUUUGCUCUCAAGUCUUACCUGAACAAGCACUACGAGUCGGCCUGCUUCAAGUCAGAUGAGGUGGGGCUACUGAAGGCCAUGGAAGACUCCGAAGAUUUUCCCAAAAGCCCAGACAGUUCAGCAUAGAAGAAAAAUCACUACAUCUUCAGAGUUUCUACCCAAAUUUGGUCUGAUAAAGAUCACUUUUUUGAAAAAAAAGGCCUCACUGCGUUCACUGUUAAAGCUCAGAGCACUGACAGUAUACCCUGGGACGCAAAGUGAGCCUGAAUCCUACUUUUGACAAAAAUCUUGCCAGAAGAAGUUCGUCGUAAACUCUCCCAUUUAUACCGUUUUUAAACACCUGCGUGCACCAUAUAGUUUUCUAGUUCAUGAAUGGGUAUUUUCCUAAAAUAUAACCUGUGCGUGUGCUAGUGAGAAUGUCAAUUGGUAGAAGUCUUCCAUGGAUGUAUUCACAUUGAAUCACGCUGUAUUAAAAGCAAUGUAUUUUAGUCGAGCAUCCACUUGAAUCAUAAUUUCAUUACUUUUGCGUAGAAUGAUUAGAUGUUCAUCUUUUCUCCUGCAUGGUCAUCAGUCGAUCAAGCCAAGCAGAAAUAAUCGAAGACAAUUAGACUUUCGUAUUGGCUGAAGCGCCGGUUUGGGAAAUGGGACUUAGCCAGAGUUGGUCGCUUGAUUGACCCGGUAAAUUGUUCCAUCACGACCCACUGACAAGGCAACUCUCAGAACUCGAUCGUAAGAGUCUGGGUGUGGUCUAUAAUGAAUAGAUUCCAAAAGGGACCAACCAGUAAGUUUGGCUUUGAAAUUUGGUCGUAAUUAAACGUCUAUCACUGACCAAACCUCAGGAAGAUAUUAAGACUUAAUUAUCUACAAAAUAAAAAACACUGACAAUCAUUACAAUAUUAAUGUUGACUUUUUCUAGACAUACAAAUAUAUGAGUGAUCAUGGUACUUUUCCGUUGGGCAAUGAUUAAGUUUCCGACUCGGGAAUACAACCUAAAUGUUAACUGAUCCAGUGGGUUUUCCUUACCAGCCUGAUAAAUCUUACCUUCAAAUACAAACCAAUGGCAGAGGGAAAAACUACAUCAGCGUGGGCUAGGUGUGACAACAUGCAUUAGGCAAGCCUGUGGCUCAGAGGUCAGAUAGGCAGAUUAUAAAAACAGCGACUGAACACAAAAGGAAGCCUGACUGAGUGCAGUGUGUGUCAGAUAAUAGAGAUUUGUGUAUUGAUUUGGUACUAAAACUUGUAGAUCAGUCAUCAACUCAAACACGAGGAUUUCAAAAUAAAUGGAAAAUCACUGAUAAGGUAUUUCAUUGUUUACGUCCUGAGAAAUGCAAUACUGGACAAUAAUAACAGGAUAGCAGUGAUUUUUUGGUAACCUUGAAUUGCUUUAACACCAUUAAGAUUUUAAUGUCUGCGCUUUGUUAAGUCCUGUUACGGUUUUCAUUGCCUAACCAUAGGUCUGUUGUGGAAAACAAAUGAUCUCACAUCUCGCGCAGGAGAUCACAUUCAUCAUGGGUUAUAGGAAAGAAUUUUGGCAGUAUGACAUGCUGUAGUAGUUAUUCCUCUCGCUUUUGGCCUGCAUGAGGUCUUUAUCAUGCUUCCAUUUCUCAAUAUUAACACAUUAGCAACGGCAAGCCUGCAUGUCAUCACCUAUGCAGUGCUCGAACUUAUCGACUAAUUUGGCUGUCAAAUUCAGAGAGCUCAAGAUGUAGCGAUUCUUUAGGCUACUUGAGGAGCAGACUAUUUCAAACCAAAAUGUUAAAACAUCAGCAACCUUUAACGCGAUAAUGACCAUGAUUACAAACAGAAACAUCUGCAUGUUUGACCAUUGCAAAUAUGCACAUUGAAAUGCCGACGCGCGCGCACUCACUAGACGUGUACUUUGUUUGCAUCUCGUGCUACGCGCCACAGCAAAUUCGAACACCAGCAACCGAUAUCACUUAUCAAGGAUGCGAAUUUUGCAAUCUCCGGGUGUUAUUAGUCCUCCCAACAUCCACAAUCCCGCUGGGACAUUAGAGGGUAAUUAACUAAUAUUUAAAGGGGUAGGACUGAUACGCAAACCCCAUGCUCGUUUAUACUGCAGUUGAGGCGGUGCCUGUCACUGGGGGAUUCCAAGCGAUAGCACGAUCACGUCAAAGUGAAAACCAUCCACCCGUCCUCGUUUUACUUGUAGCGCUGUGGAGUGUGUGAUUAAGACAGAGUCGGAUCGUCGUAUACUUUUACAUGAAUCGGAAAUGGGAAAUCUUUCCUUUUUAUGUUGAGCUGAUAGAGUCACGAUUUAGUCCAUUUCAAACUAGCGAGAUGUUUUUGUGUUUUGAAUUGGAGCUGCAUAACAAAUGGUUAUACGUUUUACUCUCAGAGUCUUAAUUAUAUUCACACGUCUUUAGUUCCAACCUGUAAAACGUCUCGUCUUAGAAACGCAGCCUGUUUAGUUUACACCUUUGUUAACGAGAUUUUAAGGUAUCAUUACUUCUUUCACAGGUAGUAUCAAUCUGCACAAACAGUCGCACAUCAAGCUGUACUAAGUAGUUCAAGAAAAAUAACCAAAUUAGUGUAGGCGUAGUAUGUUACUUUACCAAUCUCCAGCACUCAUUGUAAAGCAUGUCACAUGACUAAAAUACUCUCCUUCAUUGUAGAAGCUUGGGUCCGAAUUAUCAGUACUACCUGAGACUUACAAACAAAUGACAUUUAAUUACACUAGAAAUUUCACUGUCAAGCUGUUCGGCUAUACGCAGUGCCCACAAGGUCAGCCUCUACAAAUUGAAUUCACAUCUGUUUUUCCCCCUAUUUUCAAACUGAAAAUCUGAUGUUUUCUUUGAUUCAACUCGAGUCCUUCAUUCUCCUCAGUGAUACUUUGCAUGAGACGAGUUUUAUUUUACACGGCAACCCCUAAAAACCAUCUUGCCAGAAAAACCGCCCCGUGCAUGAUUGUGAGGCGCAAUUAUGAAUGGACUGCAGGGCCAGAUAUAUAUAGAUAUGUUAAUGAAUAAUUCAACGACUGCGAACGCACGCAAUACUACUCGAUUACUAUGGCUUGUGUCAACAAGCGAAACGCUCGUCAGAGCUUCAGGUAUUGCAUUGGUUUAUCCUAUUGUGAGUUGUUGAUUCUUGAGAUCUUAUAAGAAAUUUAAGAAGUUGGAUAACGAUAAAUUAAUCAUACUCAUAAUUGUGGUCUUUGGUAUCAUUAAUUGGCUAUAUUUAUAGAAUUCCAUUGAGUAUGCAAUUCCUUAACGAACUGUACGUGUAAUUCUGGAAUAGACAAGUAUAACGCGUGAAAAUGACAUAAUGUGGAAAGUUUAGAGGAUUGUUCUUUUGUCUUAUCUUGACUUUCCUUUAGCUUGGCACAAAUUCAGAUUGUGCAAUUUGAACAAAAACAGAUUUUUUCUUGAAUGAGCCGCACGCCUUGUUAAUAUGGGCCCAAUAAUGGAUUUGAAAGUACCUCAGACAGUAAGUGUCGUAGCGGUUUUAGAGCCAGUGGUGGCAUAACAUUUUAUGGCGCGUAUAAAAACCAGCCAAAUCUCUACGCGCUAAGCCACCAUUAGCUGAUUAGAAAUGAUAGUUUUGGUUGCUAUGGCCAUGAAGUACUAACCAAUAGCCAGUUUUCUCUCUUACAUUUCGCCAGUCAGAUGUAUGAUCAGUAAAACUGUUGACUCUGCUUGGAGGUGGACUUGUGUAUUUAAAGACAUAGAGUUGGAAUUCAUUUUCGUUUGUUUCACUGUCAAAACGUGUUUUUGUAGUUUGUGUACGCCACACGUAUCUCUGAGCAUGGAGCCAUCCUUUUAAUAGCUGUGUGCUCUGAGAGAUUGCUUUUAAUAACAUUGAAAAUUCAAAGUAAAUGUAAAAUGUUGUUUUAUUGCUUGCAUUUAGUUUGGGAUUGAUUAUUACCAUUCCAUGAUGUGUACCUGCGUGCACACAAUGAUUUCAUUAAUGUCUGAAGUUAUUUUGUUUUUCCACGGGGGUCCUGGUUGACAAAAACAAGCGUUUUAAAAGACAAUCACACGUCUAAAUAUUUGAUUUGAACCCCAGUUUCUCUCAGUGAAAAUCUUUAUGGUUAGGCACGAAUGAUAAACAUCCCUAGGCUACAUACAUGCUGUGGUGCUACGGGUACGUAGGAGGUCGCUAAGUAUUAGGUCUCUCUAAUUUUCGGCACAGUCACUAACGUAUUUAUGCAUGCCUGUUUUUAUGUUCGCUUGAUGUGAACUCACUGACUAGCCCACAGGGUCAAAGUUAAAAGACAAAAAUAGUACCGGUAGUUUCUGUCCAUUGGAAGUGAAACUCUUAGCAACAAUAAUGCUACCGUUGUUUCCCAUGUAAGUGAUUUGUACAAUUGCUUCAAACAUUUUCUUCAAUGUGCAAUAUGACUGUACCAACGAAACGACAGGCCUACCAUUUAUAACGUGCAAUCUCAUCUGGUCAUUUCUAUUUAUAACAUUCGUAACUGUAUAAUUUUGACCUCCACUAAAAAUAUAGUUUUUAUGUUAUUCCAGAUAUCUUCUCGUUGAAUGUACCACUAAAACCUGCAAUAAAGCGUGUACAAACUAUCUAACGAAAUAAUAUAACUGUAUAUAUAUUUCAGAUACUCUAAGGAUCUUGGUUUUUAUAGUCAACAAACAUGUAUAUACUUGUUUUUAUCUGCUGUAAAUUCGUGUUUGCAUCAUUGUUUCCACUUCGUCGACCAAAAGAUAAACAUUAUGCACGGAUUAGAUGUAUAUAAUUGUUUUAGUUGACCAAAUGAUUUUCACUACAGUGACCAAAAUAGCUCGGCUGCUGUUUCUCACUUGCAAAAGAAGCUAUCACGAUCUGAACUGGCUAAAUUAGUCCCUUUCCAAUGGGAUUUACCGCUACAUGAUAAUGAUUUCUCUUUCAAAAAUUUAUUGAUGUAUUACUUCUGAUUAAAGUGUUUACUUUCAUUGUGUGAAAGCUACAGAUAUUGUUCAGUACUUCGACUCACGAUCUGUUAUCAAGUAAAACAUGUUUUCCUUACACUUCAUUACUAUAUACAUUGAUUAGUUAUUCGUUCCUUUGCCAUUCUGUUGGAAACUUUGUAUAAUACAGAGUAAAAUAAAGUU
This is a messenger RNA of Acanthaster planci (crown-of-thorns starfish), 6651 nucleotides long. RefSeq lists its product as uncharacterized. The record is from RefSeq and is a predicted model, not a curated record. Gene Ontology annotation, biological process: regulation of DNA-templated transcription. Gene Ontology annotation, molecular function: RNA polymerase II cis-regulatory region sequence-specific DNA binding; DNA-binding transcription factor activity, RNA polymerase II-specific. Lineage: Eukaryota; Metazoa; Echinodermata; Asteroidea; Valvatida; Acanthasteridae.